GCCUCUUCACUAUACAACCCACAAUGUUGUACCAAGUGGCUAUCGUCUCUGCUUUCAUAGCACUAAUAGGAAUUCAAGCAAAAGAAUUAGCUCCGGGACCUCAAUCAUUUAAAAAUACUAAUUCUUCCACGGCAGGAGCAGCUCAAAAUCAACAAAAGAGAUUUGCAACUAGGGACAUAAUUGUUUAUUUAACUCCCAGUCAGAUCAAAGAUCUUCAAGCUGGAAAGGCAGAACUUCGAUCACACGCUUCAGGAGAAAUAACAAUAAACAAAUUGCAAAAGGCACAACAAUUGCCAUUUGAAAAUCCUCAGUCAAGAUUUAAUCCUCAGAGUGAAAAUUUGGGGGCUCCACUCGUUCAAGAAGAGCAGUUAGUUCUCAAGCAACAGGAACUACAAGAGCUACAACAACAACAGGAACAACAAGAACAACAAGAGCAACAGGAGCAACAAGCAAGAUAUUUUAACUUACCCAGUGGCCUAUCCAUUCAGAAUGUUGAAGCACCACCUUCAUUAUUGUUAUUUACCCCAGAGAGUCAACAACCAGAACAACCCAAAUUGGUACCUAACAAUCCAAGUCAAGAGAGUAAUGAUAAUGGAUGGAUUCCAAUUAACCCUACCACGGAGAAAAAUUUAGAACAGGCUUUACGAGAGCAGGCCGCACAAGAGCAGUCUGUACAGGAGCAAUCUUUACAAGAACAAAUUAAAAAACAAUGGCAGAAGAGUUUAAGAAACAGCUUUGAACAACAAAAACUCGCUACCGGUGGUCUUAACAGCCAGCAAGAAAACCGCAAUCAAGAAGGAGAACAACAACCUUUGAUCAAUUACAAUCCUCUUAUAUAUGCCUUAGCCCACGAGAAUGCAUUACGAGCGCAUAACAACCAGGUAGAAAAGCAAAGAGCUUUGGCCCAAGUUGAGGCUAUUGCUAAUUCGCCCCCAGUAAUCAUCCACAAGGAGGUUAAAAUUACUAAACACCAGCCCGUUCCAGUCGUGAAACGCGUAAAUGUGCCCGUACCAACGCCAGUUUUACUUCCCGUUAUUCAUCCUUAUGAGGUCAAGGUGCCCCAACCUUAUCCCGUGCCAGCUGAAACAGCUACAGACCUACCCGUGCCACCGGUGUCGGAAAAACCCGAAGCAGAAAGAGCAGUGCCUUAUGAACUGAGAAAUCAUAUUCCUGGCAAAAAUAUUUACAUAAACGUCGAUAGUCCAGCUUACCUACAACUGUGGAAAAACUAAAAUAAUCUUAUUGACUAUUGUUAAUUAGUUCAUAUUAUGUUUUAGUUUUAUGAAAUCU
This is a messenger RNA of Colias croceus (clouded yellow), 1290 nucleotides long. RefSeq lists its product as uncharacterized. The transcript is spliced from 2 exons. NCBI's taxonomy places the organism in Eukaryota, Metazoa, Arthropoda, Insecta, Lepidoptera, Pieridae. The coding region runs from base 24 to 1232 and encodes 402 amino acids. The record is from RefSeq and is a predicted model, not a curated record.